AUGAUUUCCAAUACUUAUUUUCAGAUUCAAAUCUGCUUACCCUGGGCCUGGGGCAUAUUUGUGACAAUUUUUUGGGAGAUAGCUUCCGCGUGCAGUAGUUGCAGCUACGCAUUCGACGAGGAAGUUGCUGCCUGGGGUGAUGAUUGUCCACCUGCUUUCACUCUGUACACGGUCACCGUACCUGUCUAUAUCAGUACGGCAACGGUCUUCAUAGCUAAUGCGUUCAUAUUGCUCAAGCUAAAAGCUGCCAGUAAUCGACUUGCGUUUGCCAAUGAUGCUGAGAGACGUCGAAACGGGGACCGAAUCAAACGGAUUGUUUUGCAGGGAAUAUGUCAGGACUCUACAUUCCUUGUUGAAACCUUCAUGUUCAAUUACGCGGGUGGGAUGAGCGACUCCAUUAUGUGGUGGUUCAUUUGUUACUCUCUGGCAUGGGAGCUCUCUCACGCUAUCGAUGGGCUUAUAAUCUUCUUAUUUAACGCCCGGAUCACUUCGAAAGGCAGUGGUGUACCUACCACAACCAAAUUCUGA
Cylicocyclus nassatus is the source of this 528-nucleotide messenger RNA. NCBI's taxonomy places the organism in Eukaryota, Metazoa, Nematoda, Chromadorea, Rhabditida, Strongylidae. The record is from the annotation of a GenBank genome assembly.